This is a messenger RNA of Cucurbita maxima (winter squash), 2291 nucleotides long. Its product is annotated as heat shock 70 kDa protein 8. The coding region runs from base 296 to 2014 and encodes 572 amino acids. The transcript has 2 exons. Gene Ontology annotation, molecular function: ATP hydrolysis activity; heat shock protein binding; ATP binding. Gene Ontology annotation, biological process: cellular response to unfolded protein; protein refolding. Lineage: Eukaryota; Viridiplantae; Streptophyta; Magnoliopsida; Cucurbitales; Cucurbitaceae. The record is from RefSeq and is a predicted model, not a curated record. Gene Ontology annotation, cellular component: cytoplasm.
AUUUAAAAAUUUAACAAUAUUUUCGGCCAUCGUUUUGCCCCUUCUUUAAAAUCCAAAAUUGUGUCUUUUUCCCUUCUCUAGGAAGCUCUAGAAGACGAUCAACCCUUCUUUCAAUGGGUUCUAUAAAUGAACCUUCGCUUUCCAGUUCCUUCUUCACCGAUUCCUCUCGUAGCUUCUAACACUCUUCUCACUGCUCUUUUCCUUGCUUCUAUCUGCUGCCGGAAUCUCCGUCUUCUUGUUCAUUCUGCAACCUGCUUGCUCGGUUCAACCAUUUUGAUCGUUGCUGCUUCUGAUUAUGGCGGAACCAAUAUACACUGUUGCUUCUGAUAGUGAAACCACUGGGGAGGAUAGAUCAGCACCAAUCUUUCCGGAAAUUGCUGUUGGAAUUGAUAUUGGUACUUCACAGUGUAGUAUUGCAUUCUGGAAUGGAUCUCAGGUUGAGCUUCUUAAGAACACUAGAAAUCAGAAGAUUAUGAGAUCAUAUGUCACCUUCAAGGAUGAUACUCCUUCUGGUGGAGUUAUUAAUGAGCUAAGCCACGAGUAUGACAUGCUCUCUGGUGCUGCAAUUUUCAAUAUGAAACGCUUGAUUGGAAGAGUUGACACUGACCCAGUUGUUCAUGCAAGCAAGAGCCUUCCUUUUCUAGUGCAAACUUUGGACAUUGGUGUUCGUCCAUUUGUUGCAGCUUUGGUGAAUAAUGUAUGGAGAUCUACCACUCCCGAAGAAGUUCUGGCAAUCUUUCUUGUUGAACUGAAAAUGAUGGCUGAACAUCAACUGAAGCGGCCAAUUAGAAAUGUUGUUUUAACAAUUCCGGUCUCAUUCAGCCGAUUUCAGCUUACUCGGGUGGAACGUGCUUGUGCAAUGGCUGGCCUUCAAGUCAGAUUGAUGCCUGAACCAACAGCAGUAGCUUUAUUGUAUGCCCAACAACAGCAGCAGCAGGCUGUACAUGAGAACAUGGGCAGUGGAAGUGAAAAAAUCGCCCUUAUUUUCAACAUGGGAGCUGGAUAUUGUGAUGUUGCUGUAUCAGCCACAGGGGGAGGAGUGUCACAGAUCAAAGCCCUGGCUGGAAGUCCUAUUGGAGGUGAAGAUCUACUUCAAAAUACCAUGAAGUAUCUUUUGCCAAAUGUGGAAUCUAUAUUUUCACACCGUGGAAUCGAUGAGAUCAGAAGGAUGGGGUUACUCCGAGUUGCGACUCAAGAUGCUAUCCACAAGCUUUCAUUCCAGUCAAGUGUUCAAAUCGAUGUGAACUUGGGAAAUGGGUCUAAGUUGUGCAAGGUUUUAAGCCGAGAGGAGUUCGAGAUGGUGAACAGCGAGGUGUUUGAGAAAUGCAAGAACCUUGUAAAUCAAUGCUUACAUGAUGCAAGAGUAGGGAUUGAUGAUUUGAGCGACGUAGUAGUAGUCGGUGGAUGUUCGAACAUACCAAAGAUCAGAAGUCUUCUGAUGCAAAAAAGCAAAAAGAAGGCACUUUAUGAAGGAAUGAAUCCUUUAGAAGCUGCUGUCUCUGGUGCAGCUUUAGAAGGUGCAGUAGCAUCGGGCAUUGCCGAUCCGUUUGGAAGUUUAGAUCUCCUUAGCAUCCAAGCAACGCCUCUCGCCAUUGGAAUUCGAGCUGAUGGAAACAGCUUCAUUCCAAUUAUUCCCAAGAACACUACAAUGCCAGCACGCAAGGAAUUGGUUUUCACAACUGUAAAAGACAAUCAAAGCGAGGCCCUGAUUGUUGUAUAUGAAGGCGAAGAGACAAGAGCAGAAGAAAAUCAUCUACUUGGCUAUUUCAAGAUCAUUGGAAUUCCACCAGCACCCAAAGGACUCCCUGAGAUUACUAUCUGUAUGGACAUCGACUCCUCAAAUAUGCUUAGAGUUCUAGCUGGGGCAAGACUCCCAGGCGCUCAUCACCCUGCAACCCCUUUCAUGGAAGUCAAGAUGCCGACCGUGGACGAUGGACAUGGCUGGUGUGCAGAAGCUCUGCAUGGAAAAUAUGGUGCUGCCAUGGACUUGGUUUCAUUGCAGAAGAAAAGCUAGGUGAAUAUCUAGAGCCCCUACUGUUCUGUUUCUGCAUUCACUUUCAUAUAUAACUCCUUAAGUUCAAUGCAAAUACAUAGUGAAAUAAUGUAUGGUGGGUAAUGUAAAUGUUACAUUUUCAUGUUAGUGUCAAUAGCUUCCUGGAAUAUGAACUACUGUGAUAGAUGAAGAAUUAGGGACGCUCUUGUUGGCGAUGCUGUAGUUAUUCAGUGUAAGUUGCAUCUACCUUGUUAAGUACAUCCUAGAUUGUAACAACAUGAUCUCUUUGUUUCCCUAG